Messenger RNA from Zea mays, 8576 nucleotides. RefSeq names its product F-box protein At3g54460. The transcript has 6 exons. Gene Ontology annotation, cellular component: nucleus. The record is from RefSeq and is a predicted model, not a curated record. NCBI's taxonomy places the organism in Eukaryota, Viridiplantae, Streptophyta, Magnoliopsida, Poales, Poaceae. Gene Ontology annotation, biological process: DNA repair. Bases 249 to 3725 code for a protein of 1158 amino acids. Gene Ontology annotation, molecular function: ATP-dependent activity, acting on DNA; zinc ion binding; protein binding.
GCACAGGUCCGUCAGACCCGAUCCGAGCCCCAGAUUCCAGCCGAAGCCGACCCCACACAUCUCUCCCGGUCCAGGUAGUUACGCGUCCUCUUCCUCCUCGUCGCCUCGCCUCCCAGUCGGCCAGUCGCCACCGCCCGAGAAGCCGAGCCCGCAGCCACCGGAUCCCAGCGGGCAUCGCCACCCACCCCGCUCUCCAUGGUGGCACGCGAGAGCGAGACCUAACCCUACCUUAACCUUACUACCUCACAAUGGCCGCCGCGGGGGAGCGCCGCAAGCUUUGUGGCUACCUACGCGCCGUGGUGUCCAUCCCCGGCGGGGACGUCGCGGCGGCGGCGUCUAUCCUUCCGCUGUCCCCGUGCACGCUCUCCGCGUGCGGGGCCGUGGCCCUUGCGCCGCUCCCCGACGACGUGCGGGCCCAGCCGCGGUGGCCCAGGUCGCGCGCCCCCGGCGUCGUGCGCCUGCUCAGGACGCUCGUGGCGAACCGCUGCGUGGAGGUGGAGGGUACGCUUCUCCGGGUCGUGACCAGGAGGAGGCCUGGGGAAGGGGAAGGGGACGGCGCCGCGGUGGAGGCCAGGGCCGUCGUGCUGCUCGACGUCUACAUACCCGUCGCCGCGUGGUCCGGUUGGCAGUUCCCGCGCUCGCGCUCUGCUGCCGCCGCCGUCUUCAAGCAUGUUAGGUGCAACUGGGAUGCUAGGAAAGCGUUGCUUGAUUUUGAUUGGGCUUCUCAUGACAAUACACACUGUGAUGACCAAUCCGUUUGGAGAUGCACUGAUUGUCACGUGCUUGAUUGCGAGGACCAUAAGAUAGCAUCGAUAUCAAAUAAAGAAAAGUCAUUUGACCUGCACGAAAUCUUCAAGACACUCCCUGGUGUUAGGAUGGAGAAGAACAUGCAGGUAGCAAGAAUAACACCAGACGAAAGAGCACUGGAACUGGGUAUUUGGUCCGUCCCUGAUGAUGUAUUGCAUAAAGUACUAAUUCUACUCAAACCCAGAGAUUUGGUAAGAGUGGCAGCAACUUGUCAUCAUCUAAGGACUCUUGCUGCCACUGUUAUGCCUUGCAUGAAGCUUAAGCUCUUCCCCCAUCAAGAGGCUGCUGUUGAAUGGAUGUUGAAGCGAGAGCAGAACGUGCAUGUCCUAGCACAUCCUUUGUACAAGGAUUUCUGCACUGAGGAUGGUUUCCCAUUCUACAUAAAUGUUAUCUCUGCUGAAAUAUCUACCGGUGAUGCUCCAACAAUAAAUGAUUUCUGUGGAGGUCUGUUUUGUGAUGAACCUGGCCUAGGGAAGACAGUAACCACACUAUCUCUGAUUCUGAAAACCCACGGAACAAUGGCGUACCCUCCACAAGGGGUAGAUGUGAGUUGGUGCAUGCAUAAGCCUGAUAAAAAAUGCGGUUACUAUGAAUUAAGUCCCAGCUUUUCUUCUAAUAGAAACAGCUCGUCUGUGUCAAAAAAGCUUUUGGGAGAGGAUGUGAUAGCAGAUUGUCCAAGUCCAGAUGAUUCUGUCUGCAGUACCAGAUCUUCAAGAAAGAGAGGUAGGUUACUGAGCCCUGAUCCAACCAAGGUAAUGUUGCAUGCUGCGAUUGAGAAUUCCCCAUCAUCAUCAAACAGCAAAGUGCAACCAAUGCCAGCUAUGCAUAUACUGAAGUUCACUAAAAACUCGAGACAAGUUAGGAAAAACCCCAUGGAUGCAUACAGCGACGUUUCAGUUGGCAAUAAAAGGAAGAUUGACACCACCUCUGAGGUAAGUGAGACCUGGGUUCAGUGUGAUGCUUGUAGAAAGUGGCGAAGGGUAUCUGAUGGAACAGUUCUUGAUUCUACCACAGUGUGGUUUUGCACUAUGAACCCUGAUCCUACACGACAGAAAUGCACUGCCCCAGAGGAAUCCUGGGAUUUUAAGAGAAAGAUAACCUAUUUGCCAGGAUUUUACAAGAAAAAUUCUUUGCCUGGAAAUGAGGAAAACGUAUCAUUUUUCACAAACAUAUUGAAAGAUUAUGUUACUAUGAUCAAUUCAGAAACCAAGAAGGCUUUGUUAUGGUUAGCAAAACUUUCUCCUACAAAACUUCUUGAGAUGGAGUUUGUUGGUUUGACUCGCCCAGUUCUAGAUACACGUGCAACUACAGGCAAGGGUGCCCAUCCAUAUUACAAGAUAUUCCAAGCAUUUGGCCUUGUGAGAAAGAUUGAGAAAGGUAUGACUCGCUGGUACUAUCCCUCUAUGCUUGAUGAUUUAGCUUUUGAUUCAGCUGCACUUGGAGCUGCUCUUGAAAACCCACUGGAUUCAACUAGAUUUUAUUUAUCUACAGCCACCUUGAUAGUGGUGCCUGCUAACCUAAUUGAUCACUGGACAACACAGAUACAACGCCAUGUGUCCUCGGAUACCCUUAAUGUCUUUGUGUGGGGAGACCACAAGAAGCCAUCUGCUCACAACCUUGCUUGGGACUAUGACAUUGUCAUAACCACAUUCAGCAGGCUAAGUGCAGAAUGGGGUCCACAGAAGAGAAGUCCACUAAAGCAGAUCCAUUGGUUCAGGGUUAUACUGGAUGAAGGGCAUACACUAGGUUCCAGCCUUGCCCUGACAAACAAGUUACAGAUGGCUGUCGCUUUGGUUGCAUCAAAUAGGUGGAUAUUAACUGGUACACCUACACCAAACACACCAACUAGUCAGGUUGCUCAUCUUCACCUCAUGCUUAAGUUUCUUCAUGAUGAAACUUAUGGUCAGAAUUACCAGUCAUGGGACUCUGGGAUCCAUAGGCCUUUUGAGGCGCAAAUGGAAGAGGGGCGUGUUCGUCUUGUGCAGCUGCUUCAGAGAACAAUGAUCAGUGCAAGAAAAGCGGAUCUGAAAACUAUUCCUCCUUGCAUAAAGAAGAUAACCUUCCUAGACUUCAAUGAGGGGCAUGCAAAAAGUUACAAUGAACUGGUGGUUACUAUACGCCGAAAUAUACUGAUGGCGGAUUGGAAUGACCCUUCUCAUGUAGAAUCCCUUCUUAACCCCAAGCAGUGGAAAUUUCGUGCUGCUACUUUGAAGAAUGUCCGUUUGUCUUGCUGUGUUGCCGGGCAUAUCAAAGUAGCUGAGGCAGGUCAGGAUAUACAGGAAACAAUGGAUGAAUUGGUGCAACAGGGCCUUGAUCCUUCUUCAGAUGAAUAUCAGUUGAUAAGAUAUUCUCUUUUAAACGGUGCCAGUUGUUUCAGGUGUAGCGUUUGGUGUCGCUUGCCUGUGAUCACACCCUGUCGACAUCUUUUGUGCCUUGACUGUGUAGCUCUUGAUAGUGAAAAAUGCACAUUACCAGGUUGUGGAUAUCAUUAUGAGAUGCAGUCUCCUGAGACUCGUGCAAGGCCAGAAAAUCCAAACCCAAAGUGGCCAGUGCCUAAGGAUCUAAUUGAAUUGCAACCUUCAUAUAAGCAGGAUGAUUGGGAUCCCGAUUGGCAAUCAACAUCUAGCAGCAAAGUUGCUUACAUGAUUGAGAAGCUAAGAAGUCUGCGAGAAGCACACAUGAAUCAUGGGAAUAACAUAACCAACAGUGUUGGUCAUUCUAAUACACUAUCUUAUCAACCACAGGCAAUGCUGGACAAAGUUAUAAUUUUUUCUCAGUUUCUAGAGCAUAUUCACGUGAUUGAACAGCAGCUGACUAUUGCUGGAAUAAUAUAUUCGGGAAUGUAUAGUCCAAUGCCUCUAGCUAGUAAGCUGAGCUAUUUUAUUCCCCAGAGCCCUUCGAGCCAACGGCCGACCUAGAAGCAAAGAGGGAGGAAUAAAUUACUAAAAUGACCGAAGCUAUUUUAGAUGAAGCUGUUUCUCGACUGUUGAACGAAGCUGCGGAAGCAGUUUUGAAAGAAGAAUAGUUAUUAUUGUAAAAACAUUUGGAAUGUAAUAUUUGCUGAACAAAGUGUGUAAUAUUUUUAUAACUUUGAAUGUAAUAUAUAAGUUGCUUGUAACUUAAUUCUUUACGAUGCAUGAAACUUUACAUACAUACCGUUUUUGAGCCUUCGGCGAAAAAAAACACCUUCCCUUCUUUUCAUGCUUCGUGAAGAAUAUCCAUAUUUCGUAAAAACAUCUAAUCUUCGUAAAAUCAGUAAGCAAUAGAUCUUUUCAUUUUAGAGUUUGACGAAGGUAUGCUUUUUCAAUAAUUAUUUUGUGCCUUGGCACUGCUUCUUCGAAACAAUCUCCGAAGAUCAACGUUGAACCCCCUUCUUGCGUCAUUAAUGCAAUAUGAUGUAUGAUGUUAUGCUAUGCAAAUGAUGUGAUGAUAUGGUGUUAUGCAAAAUGAUAUUUGUGCCGAAGAUCAGCGCUGACUUUUCGCUGCAAGCCUCCCUUAGAAGCUUCUUCGCCUUCUAUUUCGGCGGUAUCAGCGUUUAUUUUUCGCUGUAAGCCUCCCUUAGAAGCUUCUUCGCCUUCUACUUCGGCGGUAUCAGCGUUUAUUUUUCGCUGUAAGCCUCCCUUAAGAGCUUCUUCGCCUUCUACUUCGACGGUAUCAGCGUUUAUUUUUCGCUGUAAGCUCUGCAUUCCCUUUGGAACGACUUUUGAGCAGAAAACUUAUGCUGCGCUCCCUUAGGAACGACUUUUUGUUAUUUCGGAGGUUCUCCUUGUAACCAUAAGUUCUUAUGCUUCGGUAACUCCGUUAUUCUGUGGAGAAGGUAUAUUUUUACUAUGGCAAAAACGAAGCUAUUACAAGAAAUUAAAAACGACAAAAAACACUUAAACUUUCAAUAAUUGUUCCUUAUUAAAAAGAAAAUGAUACUGAAUGCAAAAACUGUUGCCGAGAUAGGAUAUCUGUUAAUAGAUAUGCUUCGAUUCUGGCACAGUACUAUUGACUGUGCGAGCUUCGAACUCCUCUCUGAAAUCUCGUUGGUGGUGAGUGUGUUGACUCCCUUCUGGCUGCUGGCCUCGUUGCAUUGGUAGUGGAGGUGGUGGCUGUUGCCAAGAUGCCUGAGGUUGGCUUGCCGAAGCGACAGAAGCUGCAGGGUGGUUACCCACAUACUCUGGAAUAUACGGUGAGUGGUAUGAAGCAGUAUGCAUAACUUGUUUCGGCUGGCUCUGUUGGGCUGCAGCUUCUGCUAUCUCUUUCUGUUUCUGGAUAGUGACAUGACACAUCCUGGUAGUGUGGCCCUUUUCCUCACCACAGAAUAGGCAAUAAAUUUUUCUGGGCUGAUCCCCAAACCUUCCUCCGAAGCCCCUGGCGCCUCUGCCCCUUAGAGCUGGGGGCCGAGGAUAGCUCUGUUGCUGCCCCGAAGCCUGAGAGGAAUAUUGCGGCCUCUGCUGCUGACUUCCCCUGUCGUCAUUCUGAGUGGAAUGAAUUGAUCUGACAUGCCUAGGAUGGAUUCUCCCUCCGAAGCCCCUGGUCAUUUCGGAGAACCUGUAAGCUUCCUCCCUUCUCUGUCGAAAGUCGUUGUCAGCGCGGAUGUAUUCAUCCAUCUUCUGAAGCAGUUUCUCCAGGGUCUGAGGGGGCUUCCUGGCGAAGUAUUGGGCUGAAGGUCCUGGCCGAAGCCCCUUAAUCAUGGCCUCAAUGACAAUUUCAUUGGGCACUGUUGGCGCUUGUGCCCUCAGGCGCAAGAACCUUCGGACAUACGCUUGGAGGUAUUCUUUUUUAUCUUGCGUGCACUGGAACAAAGCUUGAGCGGUAACUGGCUUCGUCUGAAACCCUUGAAAACUGGUAACCAGCAUGUCCUUCAGCUUUUGCCAUGAUGUGAUUGUUCCUGGCCGAAGAGAGGAGUACCAGGUUUGUGCAACAUUUUUGACUGCCAUGACGAAAGAUUUCGCCAUGACCGCUGUGUUGCCGCCAUAGGAAGAUAUUGUUGCUUCGUAACUCAUCAGAAACUGCUUCGGAUCUGAGUGUCCGUCAUACAUGGGGAGCUGGGGUGGCUUGUAAGACGUAGGCCAAGGUGUAGCCUGCAGUUCUGCUGACAGAGGAGAAGCAUCAUCAAAAGCAAAAUUUCCAUGAUGGAAAUCCUCAUACCAGUCAUCCUCGUUGAAGAAGCCCUCUUGAUGAAGCUUUCUGUGUUGAGGCCUUCGGUUUUGCUCGUCUUGAGCAAGAUGACAAACUUCUUCAGAGGCUUCGUCUAUCUACCUUUGUAGAUCAGCUAGUCGAGCCAUCUUUUCCUUCUUCCUUUGUACUUGCUGAUGGAGCAUCUCCAUAUUCCUGAUCUCUUGGUCCAAGUCGUCCUCCUGGGGCGUUGGACUGGUGGCCUUCCUCUUCUGGCUUCGGGCCUCUCGAAGAGAAAGGGUCUCCUGGUUCGGGUCCAGUGGCUGCAGAGCUGCAGCCCCUGUUGCUGAAGCUUUCUUUGGCGGCAUGACGAAGGUCAAUGCUUGCCGAAGGUGUUCGAAACUCAAAAAGUGGAAGUGAGUUUACCGGAGGUGGGCGCCAAUGUUGGUGACUUGUUCUCAAAUGCUAAGAGUUAAGAACAAGGCAACACAGAAAAUGUUAAACGUUAAAGUCCUUCGUCCUUCGAAACAUUAUUCCACUUGGGAUGUAAUGAUUUUCGGACGAAGGUUAUGAAGGACAUACCUUCGUAAACAUUUCAUAUCAUAAUGAAGAAAGAAUUACAUAGAAUAUAAAAGAUAACAUAAACAGUUAUGUAUUAUUAUCAACUCAUUUCUAUUUUAUUGCUAUGGAAAAAUAGAAAUGAUAUCGAGUUACAAAUAUACCUUUGACUUGAAAGAAGGUAAAAGUACAAACGUGACGCAAAAGCAAAUGCCAAGUCAGCGUGAACAGUACAGGGUUACUGUUCAUCUAUUUAUAGGCACGGGACGCAACCCAUGUAAAAUUACACCUAUGCCCUUUACAUCUGCUAAUAACUCUAAUAAUUCAUCGAGGUCUAAAUAGUCUUUUCAUCUUUAAGUCGGUUUCCCUUUCCGCUAUCAUGCCGAAGCUCUUCUACACACAGCUUCGGCUCCGCGCCAACCUUCGUACCCCUUCUGUGCUUCUUCACGUUGUGGUUUUAACUCAGGUCCGAAGAUACCUGUUCACACAUUGUACUCCAGAAACAUUGUUAAAUCAUGUUUUUGAGGACCUUCGGAAGCCGAAGGCCCCCAACACUGACCAUAGGGGGUAUCGAUGUCUUGACCUCGUCUCACACCACAUCCUCAUCUCUCGUCACGUUGUUUUCGACGAAGAUGUGUUUCUCCUUGGUGGCUCCUCCCCACCCACCGUUCUUGACUCCCUCCUCGAGUUCGAUCCGGUUCCCCCUCCACCCCGGUUGCUCCCGACUGCUCUUCCCCAGGCUUAGACGCCACCGCUCGAGCCUCUACUCGCACCAUACCCGGCUCUAGUGCCUCCGCUCGUGCCUCUACCCUUGCCACGCGCGGCCUCGAUGCCUCCGCUCGUGCCUCUUCACGUGCCACGCUUGUCCACGUCGACCAGACGACCACACCUGCGGCACGCUCGACCCCGUCGACCACGCCUGCGCCAUACGCGGCCCCAUCGACGAGCGUGGUCCACUUUGCCGACCCCUCUUUCGUCUACCACCGCCGUGGGCGCGCCACUACCUUGGCUCCCGCUGACCCGGGCCCGUCAACGAGCGCGACUCGCUUCGACGACCUCGUCGUUGUCUAUCACCGCCUCGAGCAGGCCAUGGCCGUGGCUCCCGACGCCCCGACGGCCCGCACCGAGCCUCUUGUGUACCACACGGUCGCCAUCCACCGUGACCCUGGGCACGUCCACCCGAUGGUGACUCGGUGCGCCGGCGGCAUUCUCCGCCCCGUCGAUCGGCUGAUCCUGGCAGCUGAUACGACUGCCACUCCUCCGGACGCCUCCCCAGUCCCCUUCGUUCGCACCGCCCUCGCCGACCUCCACUGGCGUCGCACUAUGGAGGAGUACGCGGCCCUACUGGCCAACCACACCUGGGACCUUGUGCCAUGUCCACAAGGCACCAACAUGGUCACUGGCAAGAGGCUCUUUCACCACAAGCUGACCUCGGACGGCUCCCUUGAGCGCUACAAGGCCCGUUGGUUCCUUUGGGACUUCACCCAGCGCCCCGGAGUGGACUAUGACGAGAUCUUUAGCCCCGUCGUCAACUUCGCCACCGUUCACGCCGUCCUCUCCCUACUCUACGUCAACGACAUUGUACUCCACGGCACUCUGACGGAGACUGUCUACUGUAGCCAGCCCACUGGCUUCGUCGACGCCACUCGCCUGGAUCUUGUCUGCCGGCUGGACCGCUCCCUAUACAGCCUCAAGCAGGCACCACGGGCAUGGUAUAGUCGUUUUGCCUCCUACUUGGCCUCCAUCGGCCUCGUCGAGGCCAAGUCGGACACGUCCCUCUUCAUCUACCGGUGCGGCGACGACACCGUCUACCUCCUACUCUACGUCAACGACAUUGUACUCACGGCAUCCACCGCCGACCUUCUACAACGCACGAUCAUCGCCCUUCAGUGGGAGUUCGCGAUGAAGGACCUGGGGCCCCUCCAUCACUUCCCUGGCAUCACCGCCGAGCGCCGGCCCCAGAGUCUCUUCCUCCACCAGCACUAGUACGCCAUCGACAUCCUAGAGCGGGCUGGCAUGUCCGACUGCAAGCCCUGCUCCACGCCUGUCGACAUUCAGGCGAAGCUCUCUGAGGACGACGACCCCCGGUCGCCGACGCGAGGUCCUAC